CGCCGCCGCCGCACGCGCCAGGGAGAGUUGCUCGUCGCGCAUUCCGUGCCCGCUCGCCUCGGCCCCCUCCCUCUCUCUCUGGUUCGUCCGUGCUUCCUCGAUCUGUCCCUCCUUUGCCCCCCCGCAGCUCGGGCCCUGUUCCCCUCGCGCGGACGAAAGGCCGGUCUGAGUUGGAUCAUCCUCAGCAAUGGUGUACUGUGGUCACUGUCAGGAUUACUGCCCGUGUGUAAAGGACCCUGACAACGGGAUCACAUGUUGUGGAAUAUGCGGGAAGGUUCUUGAUCAGGACAUUUAUGAUGAUGGGCCUUCUUUUGUUAAGGACCCCUCGGGACAGAGCCGGUUAAAUGGAUCAAUUAUUAAAGCAAUUGAGGAUGGCUGUUCAAUAUCCCGUGAAAGAACCGAAGCGAAAGGGAGAGACGAGAUUUGGCAGAUUGUCCAUGGCUUGCAUGUGAGUGGUGGAGAUGAUAUCGUUUGCACUGCUCAUAACUUUUAUAAACUAGCUCUUGACAAUAGCUUCACGAAGGGACGCCGGACAACUCAUGUUGCAGCUGCUUGUCUUUACAUUGCUUGCCGGCGAGGUGAAAAACCUUAUCUUCUUAUUGAUUUCUCGGACUAUUUGCAUAUAAGUGUUUAUGUCCUAGGUGCUGUUUUUCUGCAGCUUUGCCAAGUUUUGCUACUCGGAGAACACCCAAUUGUUCAAAAGCUUGUAGAUCCUUGCCUUUUCAUCCAUCGUUUUACCGAACGUCUACUGGGAAAAAGGAACAAUGCUGUCUCAGACACAGCUUUACGCAUUGUAGCUAGCAUGAAGCGAGACUGGAUGCAGACUGGGAGGAAGCCAAGUGGUUUAUGUGGUGCAGCAUUAUACAUUGCCGCACUUUCUCAUGGAUAUGAUUAUACCAAGGCAGAUAUUGCUGCUGUUGUGCAUGUCUGUGAGGCAACUCUAUUUAAGCGCUUGAUAGAGUUUGAAAAUACAGAUUCUGGUAGCUCAACGAUUGAAGAUUUUUUGGCAAAGGCUGAUGAAGAGACAGUUCUAAAAUGUUCAGCCAAGUAUGGAGAAGUCCUUUGCGAGCACAAGGAUAAGGGUGCUGAGCAUUUUUCUCAUGGACUUUGUGAGGAAUGCUACGACAAUUUCAUUGAACUGUCAGGUGGACUGGAGGGUGGUGCUGACCCUCCAGCUUUCCGGCGAGCUGAAAAACACAGACAGGAUGCUGCUAAAAGAUCUAAGGAAACUGCCGUGGUCGAGGAAACAUUAUGUGAGUUACAUAGUUCUGAUGUUGAGGAUAACAUCAUGAGCCCUGGGAAGAACUUUGGAGGCAAAUCUUCGACAAUUAGUUCCAGUCAAACUGCAAAUGAUUUUGUUGCCCCCGACCAUCCUGAAGUGGAAGGUGAAAAUGGUAAAGCUGAUUCUGAUCCUGAAAAUCUUUCUGAUAUUGAUGAUGUGGAGGUUGACGGGUAUCUUCACAAUGAGGAAGAAACACAGAACAAAAAGAUCAUCUGGGAGGAAAUGAACAAAGAAUACCUAGAGGAACAAGCUGCAAAGGAAGCUUUAGCGGCUGAAUUGGCAGCGAGAGGUGUAUCUGUUGGAGAGGGACGACCGAAGAAACGGAAACGUAAUGAGGACAACUCCACACCUGCUGAAACACCAGCAGAAGCAACAUGCAACAUGUUGAAACGGAAGGGAAUUGGGUCAAAAAUCAAUGUUGAAGCUGUUAGUGGAUUGUACAAUACUGAAGAUGGAGUUGGCAAAUCAAAUGGCAAAGAUGAUGUGCACUUUGAUGAGGAAUAUGAACAGGAUAUCGGUUAUGGUGAAACAUUUGAUGCUAGUUAUGACUAUUGUCUCGACGCUGAUUACAACAACGAAGGCUACGUUGAUGAGGGUGGUGGUGGAGCCUAUGAUGAUUAUCAUGAUGCUGAUUACUAGUACUCCCUCCGUUCUAUAAGGCGUUUUAGGCAGCUGGUUUUGAACUGUUUAGAACACUGUCUGAACAGACUAAAACGUCUUAUAUAAGUGAACUAAGGGAGUAGCAGUUUUCUGCAGAGUGGCAACCUGACCAAAAUCUGUUCCGACUACCAAGGCAAACCGAAAAUCUUAUUCUACAUAGUAUAUCUUUCCUACUUAUAAAGAUUUGAGUUGGUGGUGAGUUCACUCACCUAUUCA
Molecule: messenger RNA, 2158 nt
Organism: Hordeum vulgare subsp. vulgare (domesticated barley)
Lineage: Eukaryota; Viridiplantae; Streptophyta; Magnoliopsida; Poales; Poaceae
Product: transcription factor IIIB 60 kDa subunit-like
Exons: 20
Coding region: 188-1921 (577 amino acids)
Biological process (GO): transcription by RNA polymerase III; DNA-templated transcription initiation; transcription preinitiation complex assembly
Cellular component (GO): transcription preinitiation complex; nucleus; transcription factor TFIIIB complex
Molecular function (GO): TBP-class protein binding; RNA polymerase III general transcription initiation factor activity; RNA polymerase III type 3 promoter sequence-specific DNA binding
Source: RefSeq, a predicted model, not a curated record